Molecule: messenger RNA, 2145 nt
Organism: Anopheles marshallii
Lineage: Eukaryota; Metazoa; Arthropoda; Insecta; Diptera; Culicidae
Product: neuropeptides capa receptor
Exons: 9
Coding region: 1-2145 (714 amino acids)
Biological process (GO): neuropeptide signaling pathway
Cellular component (GO): plasma membrane
Molecular function (GO): neuromedin U receptor activity
Source: RefSeq, a predicted model, not a curated record
AUGGACUCGACCGUGGUGAAUGCGACAUCCCUCGCAUGGUCAUCAUCAUCGGCCGUGCCGGCGAUGCUUCUGCCGGAAAGUACCUACGGUAGCUUUCCUACGGAUGGUGUCACGAUGUCGCUGGAUGUACUGCUUGGUUUUGGUCUGUUCGAUACGAACGGUACCAUCGCCGGCAACGCAACCGCCGAUCCCACCGAGCUGCCCCACCCGUGUGAUCCAUCGAGCGAGGAUUUCGAUUGUUCCGUGAAUGACUUUCUGGUGUACGCGCGUGGUCCCCAGCGAAUGCCGCUCUUCACCGCGAUGCUGGUCACAAUCCUGUUCGUUGGCAUCCUGGUGACCGGUGUGAUUGGAAACUUGAUUGUGUGCCUCGUGAUCAUACGGCAUCCCUCGAUGCGUACCGCCACCAACUACUAUUUGUUCAGUCUGGCCGUGUCGGAUCUCAUAUUUCUAUUACUAGGACUUCCAUACGAGAUUAGCCUUUACUGGCACCAGUAUCCGUACAAUCUUGGUCUACCAUUUUGCAAAAUCCGCGCACUCAUCUCGGAAGCCUCCACCUACGUUUCGGUGCUGACCAUCGUCGCCUUCUCGAUGGAGCGCUUCCUAGCCAUUUGCCAUCCGCUGCACCUAUACACAAUGUCGGGUCUGCAGCGGCCGGUUCGCAUCAUUGCUGGACUUUGGAUCGUGAGCCUGCUGAGCGCCGUCCCGUUUGCCAUCUUUACCGACAUCGAUUACAUCGUUUAUCCGCCAACAAACGAGAAAAUUCUUGACUCAGCGUUCUGUGCCAUGCUAAGCAAUCCGGAAGGAUUUCCUCUAUGGGAGCUGUCGACCUGUCUGUUUUUUGCCUUCCCGAUGCUCAUCAUGGUCGUACUGUACGGGCGCAUGGGAAUGCAGAUACGAUCCCGCACUCAACGAACCGCCGAACUCGGCGUUCGCAACGGAUCGGUUAAUGGACCAUCGAGGAUAUCGCAGUCACGGAAAGCCAUCAUCCGGAUGCUCGCGGCCGUUGUGAUUACAUUCUUCGUUUGCUGGGCACCCUUCCACGCGCAACGGCUUCUCUUCCUGUACGCCCGCGACUGGCAACACUUCAACACGGUCAACACGUGGCUCUUUUCCGUGGCCGGUUGGUUGUAUUACGUUUCCUGCACCAUCAAUCCGAUACUGUACAAUGUGAUGUCGCAUCGGUACCGGGUCGCAUUUCGCGAAACUCUCUGCGGACGGCGGCGUGGCUUCGGGACCGGGUUCGCACGCGAUCAGUCCAGCUUCCGGGAGACAACAAUCGAUGUUAAUAUGGCAGGUGGUGGCAACGGUGGUAGCAGUUACGGAGGAUACGAAAGUUCGCGAUUGCUACGAGCGCGGUCGAUGAUGCAAUCAAAACGAUCCCGGUUUCGAGGCACUCUGCACACGAACAACAGUAUCCGGUACAGUGACAACUGCAUUCGGCGGAAUUCCUUGCAGAUUGGCAACAUGCCCAGCAGCAGGAACUCGCUGUCACCCAACCUUACCACCGAUGUCGUGGUGAUGCUGGAGAACAAUCUCAACGGACGGCCACGGUGCUACACCACCUCCGCCACCACACUCGUCACGAACGUCGUCGCGAGCAACUCGACCGUGACGGAGAACAGCUUCAAGGUACCGCUGAUCAGCAUCGACCGACCCGGUCCGGACAGGAUCGUUCUACCGCUGGCCGGCAGCCAUAGUGGAAGCUGUACGAGCAUUGAACCGGGCACCAAUGCACACCCGAACGGCGUUGGAAACCUCAACAAUAGUAAUAGCAGUAGUCAUACCAACAACAAUAAUAGUGUGUGCAACAAUAGAAACUAUGACCCGGAUGUGUCCACGGAGCAACCGGGUGGUUCGGCAACGUCCUCACCUGCAAUCACACCAUUAUUCGCCUUACCGGCUGUUACGUUUGUGCUGGAAGAGGACGACCACCGGAACCAUCACCAAUCAAUGGUGGACCAGCAGAUGGUGGCAGAUGCACGGCCAACGAAUGAACCAUCGCCGCAGGACGAAAGCGACAGUCCGGAUAUUCCCACCGUACCCGUACCGACAUUCCACUACCAUCCCAACCUGCUCCAGCAACGAUGCGGCGAAAUGGAUGAAGUGGUGCUGCUAACCGAUACGAAGCGCGAGACGUGCAUUUAA